CCCCAAUUAAAGUAUGCUAUAUCCUUUGUUGUGCCCAAUUAUAAACUAGCCAUUUAAAAAUUCAUUUCCUUUUCAUUUUUUUUGGGCACCCCCAUAAAAUUCCAAGGGCAAACAUGACUUUAUCACGGAGCAAUGGGAAAACCUACAAGCAAGCCCAUGUUAUCUUGUUCUUUUCUUUCAUUAUGUUUUUUUUUUUUUCUUUUCUUAUUUAAAAGAUGAAGCAAGCAAAACGAAUCCCUUCUUUUGAUCUCGGUUUGAUACAUCAUCAAAUCACUGGUCCUCCCUUUAUAGAAAUCUUAGAUCUGCUUUUAACAAGGGUGUUGUUGGUGGAAACUCAUCAAGAGGGUGUAUAAAUACAGGAGUGGAAGAAGCAAUUUGAGUUAGUGAGCAAAGUGGAUCGAAGGCAAGGGAAGAGGUCUCUUCCUCCUGAUGAGGAGAAAAAAGAAGUUUUCAUCUUUCCUAUUCAUUCAACACCAUCAUCUCAAAAUCCAAAGGAACAAGCUUCAUCAUCACCCUUUUCACACCUUAUUAUGAGUACCAACAACGAAAGCAGCACCAUCUUCCCCACCCCACAUGGCCAAAUAACCAAUUCUCAAUUUAUCAAUAGCCAGGUUCCAUCUCAAGCUACACAACAAGUGAAUGAUAUCAGGAAAAAGCACUAUAGAGGAGUGAGGCAAAGACCAUGGGGCAAAUGGGCAGCUGAAAUAAGAGACCCUAAAAAAGCAGCAAGAGUUUGGCUUGGCACCUUUGACACAGCAGAAGCUGCAGCAUCUGCUUAUGAUGCUGCAGCCCUGAGGUUCAAAGGCAACAAAGCCAAACUCAAUUUCCCCGAACGCGUUACUCUACCAAUAUCAUCACCAUCAACCAAUGAUAAUAAUAACGACAACAACAACAAUACUUCAGCAUCUAAUAACCCUCUUCCACAAGGCAUGCAAAACACUAACAAAUCUCUUGCAUCAGAAGGGUUUCCGAAUCUGAUGGAGUAUGCGCAGUUGCUGUGUUGCAGAAACGAUGAUGAUAUCCAGCGUGUUGCAUCGGGGCUCUACCAGCAGCAGCAGCAGCAUCAAGUGCCGUUUUUUGUGCCUGAAUAUGCGUCUUCUUCGGCGAUGGCUUCGUCAAAUUCAGAGAAUGAGGGUCAACGUGGGGUUGGAGCCUUUGGUUUUUUUGAUGAAGGGAACGCGAGGGGAUCGUAGUUUUGUUUUGUCUCUCAAGUGGAUUCUCAGCACUGCAUGCAAGUGUAUACACAUGUGUAUGCUGCCAAAUCAUUUCUCUUGUUUUCUUGUUCCUUUUUUCACUCCAAUUCAAAAAUAAUACUUGAGGUCAAAGUUAAUAAUACUUCUCUUUCUUUUUCUUUUGCCA
Molecule: messenger RNA, 1359 nt
Organism: Cajanus cajan (pigeon pea)
Lineage: Eukaryota; Viridiplantae; Streptophyta; Magnoliopsida; Fabales; Fabaceae
Product: ethylene-responsive transcription factor ERF113
Biological process (GO): regulation of DNA-templated transcription; ethylene-activated signaling pathway
Molecular function (GO): DNA binding; DNA-binding transcription factor activity
Source: RefSeq, a predicted model, not a curated record